AUGUUUCUUGUACUUAAUGAACUCAAGAAUGUAGGUGAAGAUAGACUCGCAAACUUCAACGCUUUGAAAUCAAUUAUUACGGAUAAUGAGAUAAGAAUUAAUGAAAAGAAUCAACCCAGAAGAACUGCUCAGAACGUUGCCAAUUUCAUUUUCGUAACUAAUAACGUCUACCCUGUCAAAAUUGAAGUUGGAGACAGAAGAUAUGUAGUUUUAAGAGUUAAUGGUAAAUUUAAGGGUCAAUUUGAUUACUUCAAGAAUUUGAUGAAUUCAUGCACUAAGGAAUUUUAUGAUAAUUUACUGACGUAUUUUAUGCAAUAUGACCUUUCAUCAUUUAAUGUACGAAUCAUUCCGAUGACUGAAGCCAAACAAGAUUUAAUUGAAUUAUCAACAAAUCCUUUAGAUGUAUGGAUAAAUACACAUUAUGAUGAAUUGUGUGUAGGUAUGACGUGUAAAAAUGCUCUAUUCUGCAAACCAUCAGACAUGAAAGACAAGAAUUUCCAAAUGAGUAUUAAGGAUAAAUGUGAUAGGAAACAAAGAAAAAUAGAUGGUAAACAGACAUGGUGUUAUGUUUUGAAAGAAGAAAUGAAAGGAUUAUAUAAACAGGUUGAACCAAACGAUAAUGAUGAUUCAUUUACUGACGAUGAAAUACCUGUAAAUGAUGCUUUAUAA
Messenger RNA from Trichomonas vaginalis G3, 669 nucleotides. RefSeq lists its product as uncharacterized. The transcript has a single exon. Lineage: Eukaryota; Parabasalia; Trichomonadida; Trichomonadidae. The record is from RefSeq and is a predicted model, not a curated record. The coding region runs from base 1 to 669 and encodes 222 amino acids.